Messenger RNA from Sporothrix schenckii 1099-18, 1176 nucleotides. Its product is annotated as 4-hydroxybenzoate hexaprenyltransferase. Gene Ontology annotation, cellular component: mitochondrial inner membrane. Gene Ontology annotation, molecular function: 4-hydroxybenzoate polyprenyltransferase activity. Bases 1 to 1176 code for a protein of 391 amino acids. Gene Ontology annotation, biological process: ubiquinone biosynthetic process. The transcript has a single exon. Lineage: Eukaryota; Fungi; Ascomycota; Sordariomycetes; Ophiostomatales; Ophiostomataceae. The record is from RefSeq and is a predicted model, not a curated record.
AUGUCGUCCAGGGCGAUGAAAACAAUUUACGCCAGUCUCUCGACGGGUAACUCUAGCUGGAAGAACUCCAGCGUGCCCGUAAGACUAUCGACCGUGCGUAUAUGUGGCCCACCGGCACUUUCCAGAAUCCACACAACGGCAGUUCUGUCCAGUCCGGCUUCAGCAACGGCCGUCACUCCGGAUGUGAGGCCACCGGCGCCGUAUUCGCCACCGACAACCGGCAUUCUUUCGAUUCUUCCCACAUCAUGGGUACCGUAUGCAGAACUCAUUCGUCUGGACAAACCUACCGGUUCAUACUACCUCUUCUUCCCCUGCCUUUUCUCAACACUUAUGGCCGCCCCUAUGGUUGAGCCAGCAAUGGCAUCACCAGCCUCGGUUGCUGGCACAACUUUGCUCUUCUUUACGGGCGCCGUCAUCAUGCGUGGUGCCGGUUGCACGAUAAAUGACCUGUGGGACCGCAAUCUUGAUCCUCAUGUCGCCCGCACACGCCUGCGACCGAUUGCCCGCGGCGCUGUGACGCCCUAUAAUGCCCUCGUUUUUACAGGCGCACAGCUUCUCACAGGGCUGGCUAUCUUGCUGCAGUUCCCGACGCCCUGCCUGUACUACGGCAUCCCGAGUCUGGCGCUUGUUGCGACCUACCCGCUGGCAAAGCGCGUGACAUACUACCCUCAGUUUGUAUUGGGCCUGACAUUCUCGUGGGGUGCCAUCAUGGGCUUCCCGGCACUGGGCAUUGAUCUCUUGUCCAACUCGGCGGCUUUGGCGGCAUCUGCAUUCCUGUAUACUUCCAAUAUUGCAUGGACAGUACUCUACGACAUGAUCUACGCCCAUAUGGACAUCAAGGAUGACGCCAAGGCGGGCAUCAAGAGCAUUGCGCUCAAGCAUGCUGCGCAGACCAAGGCCGUGCUGAUCGGCCUGGGCGCUGUGCAGAUCGGCCUGCUGGCCGCUGCCGGUGUAGCAUCUGGUGCCGGCCCGGUGUUCUUUGUGGGCAGCUGCGGCGGCGCAUUGGCUACACUGGGCAUCAUGAUCAAGCGGGUCAAGCUUGAGAGUGUCAAGGACUGCUGGUGGUGGUUCGUCAACGGCUGUCUAUUGACCGGCGGUGUGAUUAGCCUUGGCCUGGGGGUGGACUACCUAGUUCGGUACAACAACCAAGAACCCCAGAAGAAGAUCGCGGCAUAG